Messenger RNA from Pecten maximus, 1912 nucleotides. RefSeq names its product calcium and integrin-binding protein 1-like. Lineage: Eukaryota; Metazoa; Mollusca; Bivalvia; Pectinida; Pectinidae. Gene Ontology annotation, molecular function: calcium ion binding. The record is from RefSeq and is a predicted model, not a curated record. Bases 701 to 1261 code for a protein of 186 amino acids. The transcript is spliced from 7 exons.
AAGUACGGUGUAUACCAUAGGUUAGCGAUUGGACGCUCUUUGUCCCGAAGAUAACACAGUAUUUCAUCUUGUUUCAUUGUUUGGUUUGAUAAAUAAUUUCCUGCUUUGAUACCACAGUGUUUGAUGUACGUUUAGUGGUUUGUGUGAAACGACAAUCAUAUACCACGACAACUGGCUGUGUCCAUCACCAGAGUUUUUUUUUCUCACAAUGCAGAUGUCGUUUAGAGGACAGAAUAUUUGGCUAAUUACAAAUACAUAUGAAGUAUGAUGCUGCAGCUGUGUGGUCUACUUGAACUGGGAAUAUGUUAAUGCUCAAUUGAGCGUUGCUUGCAUACUUACAUUAACACCGAAGCGACAUUGACAGGAAAACCUGGUUCUCUCUUAAGUGGCUAUUUGACGACUGUAACAUUACGCCGUUUUAUAUGCGCAGUUUAUGAGGUGACUUCUAUUUGUAUUUGCUUGUUGCAAUGUAAACCACACAUAGCCAGUAAUUUAUGGCGUUUUAAACACUCGUGGCUUAGCGUUUAUUACGUUUAAACAUUCGUGACACGUUAAGUAAUCUCAAGUGUAUUGAUAUUUGGCUGGAAAGAUACCUGAUUUUCUGAACAGAUUGUAUAAUAUAAGGAAGUUUAAAAAUAUAUGUAGAUACGUCUGUUUUACCUGAUAUAACCAGAGGGUAAAGCAGGCAUCUACAGACAGUAUGGGUACGACUCAGAGCGUAUUCAGUGAGGAGGAGUUACAGGAUUACCAGGAUCUGACAUAUUUUACGAAAAAGGAAAUUUUACAUGUAUUUAAGAUCUUCCGAGGGCUGUAUCCAGACGCCGUAGACAGAGACCGCAAUGCCAAGAUAAGUGAGGACCUGGUGAUGUCCCUGCCAGAACUCAAGAUGAAUCCGUUUAAGGACCGUAUAGUGAAGGUGUUUUCUUCAGAGGAAGGUGGAUUGUCUUUUGAAGAUUUCUUAGAUAUGAUGUCAGUGUUCAGUGAAAAAGCUCCCAAGGAAAUAAAGACACAAUAUGCCUUCAAAAUAUAUGACUUUGAUGACGACGACGCGAUAUCCCGCGAAGAUCUGGGGAAAAUGGUGACACGAUUGAGUUCCUCGCAAAACGAGACGGUACUGAAAGAUGAAGAGAGGGAUAGGCUAGUCAACGAGAUCCUGAAAGAGGCUGAUCUAGAUAAUGAUAACUUGAUAUCAUUUUCAGAAUUUCAACAUGUCAUCUCAAAAGCUCCUGAGUUUGAGAGCUCCUUCAGGAUACGGCUUUAACCGAUUCAAUGCACACAUGAAGACAUCGGGUACGGUAGCGAGCAAAUGUAUGAAAGCGGAAAUAUUGACAAUGUGUAUGAAAGUAUAUCUUUUUCAUGUACGGAAUUUGAAGAAUGUUUUGUUAUUCAUUUAAGUUCAUUUACCUCAUUGCAUACUUCACCAUUCAUCCUUUUCUGCGAAUUGGUUUGUUAUCAAAUACAUAACCGCGGGAAUGUUAUCCAGUAUUCCAUCUUCAUCGUUAAUUAUGAUGUAUUCCAUGCCAUGGUAACACUGCCUUUCACAUUUCAUUACAUUAUAUGCAGACUGGAACAGCAAUUAUACUUUUAAUCUAUAUAUAACUCUUAUCUGAGUAACAUUUAUCAUUGAUUGCUCUGAAUUGGAAUCAUAUCAAACGGAAAUAUUCAUCUAUCAUAAUUUUCACUUUAUCUAUCAAGCUAACUCUUUAGUAUAUGUUAUUCCCCGCUCGGACAUGCAAAUGUCAACUACCCGAUUAUAUGGGGUGAUGCGAUUUCCUCUUACAUGGAGAUGGUUCUGACCCGCUUCCGUUCGAGGCAGCAGAUAUGAAAUAUGAAUCUGUAAUAAUUGUUAUAAUUGUUAUAUAUAUAUAUAAAUUUUGUACAUUUACAUAAUAUACUUUGUAAAUAAAGUUCA